Molecule: messenger RNA, 1410 nt
Organism: Anopheles moucheti
Lineage: Eukaryota; Metazoa; Arthropoda; Insecta; Diptera; Culicidae
Exons: 2
Coding region: 1-1410 (469 amino acids)
Source: RefSeq, a predicted model, not a curated record
AUGAAGCUAAUGCUUUACUAUCUUGCAAUUUGUAAUUUGGGGCAGCUGGAAAAGUCGUACAUACGCAACAAACAUUCGAUUCAUUUCCAGUUAUUUAAAAAUACCACACGAACCAAAUUGGACAAGGCGCUCAUGGAUGCUAAAAAAAUGGGUAUUUCGUCGGUAGUGCAGUUGAUUGAUAAUCAGAACGAGAAUCCGCGUGUCAGGGUACGUUGUGGUGGAUUUUUUGUUGCUUCAUAUUUGGAACCCCCGCUGUCACAACUGGCAAAUGUGCUUCUAAACGGAUCUCUAACCAAACUGGAUAAUUUUAUGUACCACGUAGCGGUUACACCAAUUUCUACCCGGUUCUUUGUUCAGAAUGGCAACGUCGUCGGGUUCGAGGUAGACAUUUGUCGAUUGAUAAUUGCUCAACAGAAAGCGUACGCUCAGUUUCACUUUACGAAAACAUCCGAGAUAGGUAAAGUGCUGCAACUGUUAUAUUAUGGGCAAAUUGAUCUAUUUUUGAACAUUCUGCAAACUAAGCAACAUUACAGCUUUGUACGAGCAGUUUGGCAGCAGCACCGUGCAUACUGCAUUACACUGCCGAAGAAGAUGGAACGGAUGCACCUGGAAUUGCUGCUGCAUCCGUUCGAGUGGCAAAUUUGGGUGGUUUUCAUCAGUGUUUUGUUGUUAUUGCAGCUGAUAAAUCUAAUCUUUCCCACGAAAUUUAAUCAUAAUCUUAUCAUGAUUUGUUUCUUUGGGAGCGGGCCAUCAGAGCACGUACUGCCAUCAACCGCACGGUUGAUGGUUUGCGCUGUAUGUAUAAUUAUGUUUUUGCUAACGGAAACUUAUCAAGCCAUUCUACUGUCGUUGAUAGCAACCGACUCACAUAUGAAGAAUCCUGCAACUGUUGAGGAAUUCCUGGAAAGUAAUAUGACGCUUUAUGCAAUUAAAGGGUCAAUGUACAUGAUACCAGAGAAACUGCUUCCCGUUACGCAUGUCGUGCCGACUUCAAUGACAAUUUACUCGAUGUUCGUUCACGCCACCGUGCAACCCUGUUCUGAUGCUUUAUUCUGGAACACCAACCCAUUGAAGUUGAAUCUUCCUGUAAGGGAAGAGCUAAUUAGCAUACAGCCUCCAAUAUUUUACUCUCCGCACUAUGUUACAUUUAAUCAUCUGAGUCCUUUAGCGCAUGGAUACCAAACGUAUAUGGAUCGAUUGUUUGAGGUUGGUAUUUAUCAUCACUUGCAAAGCAAAUGGUAUCCAAAAAAGAUUUUUGAUGAGAAAGAAGUUACAUUUAAUGAUUCCAUAGUUUUGGCCGAUGAUUUGAUCCCUGUGUGGGAGUUGCUGGGAUUUGGUUUACUUUUUAGUUCGUUGAUAUUUGUGUGUGAGUGGUCAUUAUUCUAUAUCAGAUUUCGUUGGGUUAGGUAA